CACCGACCUCACAUAAAAAGCUGCCCAUUGUCUGCAGCAGCUGCUGUUUGUCUCCACAACUCUGCAAAUAUUCAUUCACAGGAGUACCACACACCCAGAGCGAUGAAUCCCAAAGGGGAUAAGCCGAAGUCAAAGAUUUCAGCUUCUCGCAAGCUCUCCCUCAAAAUGUUGCUCCUCACAAGAGCCUGUGAGGAUUUAGAGAGGGAAAAUCAGGAGCGGGAAGAGGAGAAAGUACGUUAUUUAGGGGAGAAGUUGCCUCCUUUGCAGCUGUCUGGAUUGUCAUUGGACGACCUCCAAAAUCUGUGCAAACAACUUCAUGAAAAAAUUGAUGUUGUGGACGAAGAGAGGUAUGACUGCGAACACAAAGUGAGCAAGCACAACAAAGAUAUCCAUGAGCUGAAACUGAAAGUACAGGACCUUGGAGGCAAGUUCAAAAAGCCUGCCCUGAGGAAAGUGAGAGUAUCAGCAGAUGAGAUGAUGAGAGCUCUUCUGGGCUCCAAACACAAGGGCUCAAUGGAUCUCAGAGCUAACCUCAAGUCUGUGAAGAAGGAGGAUGUCAAACAAGAUAAGGUGCUUACCUCUGAAGUGGGUGACUGGCGUAAGAACGUUGAGGCCAUGUCAGGCAUGGAGGGCCGCAAGAAGAUGUUUGAUACAGGCGGCGGAGCACAGUGAAAUGCUGCAAACAAUGAAGAUGAUCAUUGAAAAGCAGGGAAAAUUGAACAGUUUCAGCAUAAAUAUGGAAUUCUAAUCCAGAAACUAGCUGAAACUUGCUUACCAACUGUUUUCAGUGCAAUGUCUCAAAGUGCAUAAAGUGUAGGAUGAAUACAGACCCACUGUGUUCUUUUUUUUAAUAAAAAAAAUCAUAUUUUGUUUUGUUAUGUCACCUUAAGGCAAAGAAAAUGGAACAAAUAAAUAUUUUUUCUUCCAGUC
Messenger RNA from Melanotaenia boesemani (Boeseman's rainbowfish), 930 nucleotides. Its product is annotated as troponin I, slow skeletal muscle-like. The transcript is spliced from 7 exons. The coding region runs from base 103 to 672 and encodes 189 amino acids. Gene Ontology annotation, biological process: muscle contraction. Lineage: Eukaryota; Metazoa; Chordata; Actinopteri; Atheriniformes; Melanotaeniidae. The record is from RefSeq and is a predicted model, not a curated record. Gene Ontology annotation, cellular component: troponin complex.